Messenger RNA from Linum trigynum, 396 nucleotides. The record is from the annotation of a GenBank genome assembly. Lineage: Eukaryota; Viridiplantae; Streptophyta; Magnoliopsida; Malpighiales; Linaceae.
AUGAUUGUAUGGGUUCGUCUUCCAGCCCUCAAGGUUCACUUCUACCAUCAUGAGGCUCUCACGUCCUUGGGGAAUCUUAUUGGCCGUACAAUCAAACUCAAUUAUCAUACGAUCAAUCAACAACGAAGGAAGUUCACUCGUUUGGCAGUGGAGAUUGAUAUGACCAAACCUCUAGUUCCCCGGAUUUUCUUGGAUAUCACUGACAGAAAGUGGAGUAUGAAAACCUCCCAACGGUGUGCUUCGAGUGUGGGAAGGUUGGCCACAGUUCUGGUGGCUGCUCAAUGCUUCAACCUGCAACGAUCGGCGAUCAAUUGGCCAUCGUCGGCGAUCAAUCUCCGGCCAAGCAGGCGACCGUUGAGGAAGCGACUAAAGCAGGCUUUGGGCCAUGGAUGUUAG